CCUCCUCACAAGGCGCUCUUUAAGCUCCCGUGUUGCCACACAGAGCAGCCAUUCAUCGGCUCUACAGUCAGCCACACACACUCCCAUGUCGAACCACUGGACAUCUAAAUUGGUGUGACUGCUUUUGCCGAGGCGGACGGUGGAAAGGAUUUGGACACUUUAACGCAGCAAUAUGGCUCUACCUGAGAAGAGUCAGCAAUAACUGGGAUCGUCGAAGACUCCAACACAUCUUAUUCAAUUAAAACGAAUCAAUCACGCAGAAAAGUUUGGACUCUCUCUGAAACUAAUUUUACAUUCGCGGAUUGUCUUGUUGAAAGUUUAAAAAAAAAAAUGUCCGGCGAGGAGCACAGCCUGUCCGAGGCGGAACUGAGUCCCGGAGGUUCAGACGACGGUCACUCGCUGUCACCGACUCAACCCGGAGCGCCAACCCGCCAGGAUUCACCUCUGACCGGGCCGCCGCCGCAGCUCACCUCGCUCUGCGUCGCGGACGGCAGCGAGGAGGACGGAGGCGAAGCGGUCAAAUCGGAGAUAGAGGACGAUCGCUUCCCGAUCGGCAUCAGGGAGGCGGUCAGUCAGGUGCUGGAUGGAUACGACUGGACACUUGUACCAAUGCCGGUGCGCGUCAACAACGGAAACAAAGCCAAGCCCCACGUCAAGAGGCCCAUGAACGCCUUCAUGGUGUGGGCGCAGGCGGCGAGGAGGAAGCUGGCCGACCAGUACCCCCACCUGCACAACGCGGAGCUCAGCAAGACCCUUGGCAAACUGUGGAGGCUGCUGAACGAGAGUGACAAGAGGCCAUUCAUCGAGGAGGCGGAGAGGCUGAGGAAACAGCACAAGAAGGACUACCCGGAGUACAAGUACCAGCCCCGGAGACGUAAAAACGGAAAACUAGCUACUGCUAGCGAGUCCGACAGCCAGGGGGAAGGGGAGGCCAGCCACUCCCAGUCACACUACAAGACCCUGCACCUGGAGCACAAUGGCGGGGCUGGGUCUCCCCUGGGCGACCUGCACCACCACCACCAUCACCACCACCAUCCUGCUGGUCAAGGUCACAGCCCACCCACGCCCCCCACCACCCCGAAGACAGAGCUCCAGUCUGGGAAGCUGUCGGAUGCAAAGAGGGAGGGGGCAGCAGGAGCGGCCGGAGGAUCAGCGGGUCCCAGGGGAGCCCUCGGGGUGGGAGCUGAGGGGGCCUCCGGUGGCCCGUCCUCGUCGGGCGCCAAACCCCACAUCGAUUUCGGCACCAUGGACAUCGGCGAGAUCAGCCACGAGGUGAUGUCCAACAUCGAGCCAUUCGACGUGAACGAGUUCGACCAGUACCUUCCUCCGAAUGGCCACCCGCAGAGCGGAGCCGGGGUCGCUGCGGCCGGGGCCUCGGCCUCGUCUUACGCCUAUGCCCUGGCCGCUGCUAGCGGGCACUCGACGUGGCUCUCCAAGCAGCAGCAGCAGCCUCAAGCCUCCCCGUCCUCCUCCGACCCCUCCAAGGCGCAGAUCAAGAGCGAGUCUGCGGCUGGGGGCCACUACGCCGAGGCCUCGUCUUCUCCCUCCUCAGGCGCCCACGUCACCUACACCCCGCUCAGCCUCCCUCAUUACGGCUCCGCGUUCCCCUCGCUGGCCUCCAGGGCUCAGUUCGAGUACGGAGAGCACCAGGCCCCCGGGGCGUACUACGCCCACUCCGGCCAGGCCCCGGGGCUGUACUCAGCCUUCUCCUACAUGGGCCCUACACAGAGGCCUCUGUACACUACCAUAGGAGACCCCUCCAGCGUGGCCCCCUCUCACAGCCCCACGCACUGGGAGCAGCCUGUUUACACCACACUCACAAGACCUUGAGGGAGACCGGCUGAGCAGAGGGAAAUAUGGGAAGUGUGCGAGUGGAUUCGUGUGUCUGUGGGUGUACAAAUAUGUGAACGUGUGAUUGUGUGUGCGUGUGAGCGCCCGUGCCAUAUUGAUGUUAUAUUAGAGGUUUUUACUUUCUUUUUUUUCUAGCCAAUGAAAUGCAAGACGCAUCCACGGGGCCUUAGACAUUUAAAAUAAUAAAAUGAACAGCCACAAUAUAAAGUGUGAGUCAUGGGUCAAACUGCCAAUCAGAAAUCAAAUAAGCCUUAACAAACGUGUGCCAUCGUAAAUUGUAUAAGUCCGAAUGUACAGCAAGUUUGUAUACUGAGCGGAUGUUGCAUUGACGAGUAACUCUGAUUUGACCCAGAAACGACGGGUUUAGAUCGACAUAAUCAGAUUUUUAUUAACCAAACUAAAGCAGAAGUUGUUUUUUUUUCUUAAUGCUAUUGUGUUAUUUUAUAUGAGUAGUAAGUUUAUUGUCGUUGUUGAUAUCCUAGGGUGUAACCUUAUUGUGACUGAUUUGAUAAUUACACUAAUACAUCUGCACCACUGCUUUGGGAAAAGCAUGUUUUUGUUUUCAACAAGAUGUUCCCUGGAGUUUUUUUUCUUUUCUUCUUGUGGCCAGAAAAGGAUAGAUGCAACCUAUUUCUUUGUACAUAGCACACUCUGUGUUUCUAUCCUUUCAUUGCAUUGACUUCACUGAACUGAACAAUUAAGCAUUUAAGGGGAAAAAUAGGAAAAAGAGAGGGAAAGAGAUGUAUUUCAGCUUAACGCUCAGUCUUGGACACUUACCUCAACUCUGUUAAUUUUGUGCCAAUAGCAAAGGAGAAAUACAACACUGGAUACCUGUGCUAAUAAUGCUGAAGGUGUUCAAAAUUGCAGAGCAGUACACGUGUGCUUCCGUCUUCCUUUUUUCCCGCUUUUUAAGUUGAACAUUUUGCUGAUUCGCGUCUGAUUUUUCCAAUAACUGAGUUAAAAUCUAUAAGUGCAAAGUCUCGACCAAAUCUCUUCAGAUAAUUGGCCAGCUUUGGGUCCUACUUAAGGAUUAGAAUCACAUGUACGACCGCUCUGCACUGCAUGUAGGCCAAAAGCAUGUUUUCGUCUUUACAGUUUUUUUUCUUCUUCUUCUUCCCCACAUUGUGCCCAAACAGCCCUCUUCAGCAAUGUGAAUAAUGGGCACCUCUAUUACGUGACGCAUUCGUCAUCAUUUUAUACUGACCCUCUUACCAUGUAGUUAUUAUUUUUUUAUGUCAGUAAUAAUGCAUUGUGUGUCACCUCUUUGCUUUCUUCCAUUUUGUAUAAUUCUGGAUAGUUUUGUAAAGUGUUUGCUAUACAUUCACUUGAGUAUUUUUGCUUCCAUACAAGAAAAGCAAUGUCGAAAUUUUAUUGUUGUCAUCUAUUAAAUCAAUUUAUUUAUAAAAAAA
Messenger RNA from Anarrhichthys ocellatus (wolf-eel), 3260 nucleotides. Its product is annotated as transcription factor SOX-10-like. Bases 331 to 1830 code for a protein of 499 amino acids. NCBI's taxonomy places the organism in Eukaryota, Metazoa, Chordata, Actinopteri, Perciformes, Anarhichadidae. The record is from RefSeq and is a predicted model, not a curated record. Gene Ontology annotation, molecular function: DNA-binding transcription factor activity, RNA polymerase II-specific; RNA polymerase II cis-regulatory region sequence-specific DNA binding. The transcript has 4 exons. Gene Ontology annotation, cellular component: nucleus. Gene Ontology annotation, biological process: neural crest cell migration; enteric nervous system development; negative regulation of transcription by RNA polymerase II.